AUGACGUUUAUGCUCGAGGAUGUCAGAACCGCUAGCUCUACGCUCUGUAAGGCGUUGGACCACUACGUCAGCACCUGUUCCAAGCUAUGCGAUUACCAUCUCCAGGAAUGUGCUGCCGAUAAGACCGAUGAGCUCUUAAACACUGUGGCUAACGAGAUCCGGCUUGUCAUCUCGUAUGAAGAAAAGCUCAAGAAGUCCAAGUCUUCUAUCAACGUAAUAAGAAAUAGCUCUCCUAGCGCUGUGCCUAUCAGUACACUUCCUCCAGAAGUGUUAAUGCGGAUAUUCCAGAUCGUUGCCGAUGACCAGCCCGAGAUACUCGAUACGACAAAUACCCCAUUCAAGCUCUCGCUAACAUUUCCAAAGUAUCCUGAAACGUUGUCGCACGUAUGCAAAAGAUGGCGCCAGACUGCACUUGCUUCCCACUCUCUUUGGACCCAAAUUGAUCUGGUCCUGCAUCAUCCACUUGGCCCAGGGUUUCUUUCGCGCGCAAAGGCCCAUCUCAAGCGGGCAGGACAACUACCAUUAGAUAUUUGCAUGAUCGACCCAACUUUGGGAAAAGAUUAUCUUCCAUAUGGCAAACCGUACGACUUUGAUGACUAUGAUUUCCUCAUCUUUACCGAGACACCAAUGCGUAGUUUGGGUUUAAUUUCCUACCAUGGGCUACAUUCCGAACAUUGUGGAUUUAUUGAAUACUGCAUCACAAACUGUGCGCGGAGAACUCUAGAGAAACUUAUUAUAAAUGAUGCAACCGGACGUGGUGGCCCAUAUCGUUUUAUUGAAUCAGCGGACAGGUUUCAUGACCCUAAAACGCUGCAGAUCGAAUUAUCUGAACAAAUGCUUGAAUGUUUCUGGAAUUCGGCCUCUAUUCUACGCUUAUCUACACUAUAUCCUUAUUGGACAAGCCAAGCAUACCAUCGCUUGACGGACCUCCGCCUUGACUUGCGCGCUUUGCACCUUCACCUGGACCUCACAGAAUCGUUCCCCGAGAAUGUCCCGAUUGAAACAAUCCAACUUGAGGAACUCGAGUCAUUGAAUCUGAGUGCCAUCGUAGUAGAUAUCAAUCCUUCCCAGAUCCUCAGGUUCAUUGCCCCCGGCCGGAAGCCACUGCAACUUUCAAUCUCCGAAGAACCUACAGAUGUGGUCGAACAAUUCCUGAAGCGCGCUAAUGUCACUCAACUUCGUAUGAUAACUUGGGGAAAUUACCCACCUUUCAAGCUACUAAACCUCUGCCCUAACAUUCAGAUUCUGGUUUUGGACGUGUGGGGAAAUAUGAAUAGUGUAAACUUCCAAACCGUUCCGGAGCGAGGAGGCGAGCGUGACUCGGAUACACCUGUAAACGUCCGUUCGUUAUACAUCUUACGUUGCGAAGGCAUAGGGAUGAUCGAUCUUCAAAAUUUGGUCCAAAACCACUCGGUGCAGGAGCUCACGCUCUGGGAGACGUAUCCAAAAGUUGGUGCAGAUUCCAAAAGGAAUGCAUACAAACCUGAGGUUUGCGCGCUUUGUCCCGUUGUGAAUUACCUGACAAGAAAAGAAAAGAGUCCGGUAGAUAAUUGGGACCGUUUUUAA
Molecule: messenger RNA, 1566 nt
Organism: Rhizoctonia solani
Lineage: Eukaryota; Fungi; Basidiomycota; Agaricomycetes; Cantharellales; Ceratobasidiaceae
Product: F-box-like protein
Exons: 2
Coding region: 1-1566 (521 amino acids)
Source: RefSeq, a predicted model, not a curated record